Messenger RNA from Fomitopsis serialis, 873 nucleotides. Its product is annotated as nagb/rpia/CoA transferase-like protein. The record is from RefSeq and is a predicted model, not a curated record. Gene Ontology annotation, molecular function: 5-formyltetrahydrofolate cyclo-ligase activity. Gene Ontology annotation, biological process: folic acid-containing compound biosynthetic process; tetrahydrofolate interconversion. Gene Ontology annotation, cellular component: mitochondrion. NCBI's taxonomy places the organism in Eukaryota, Fungi, Basidiomycota, Agaricomycetes, Polyporales, Fomitopsidaceae. The transcript is spliced from 7 exons. Bases 172 to 837 code for a protein of 221 amino acids.
AACUCCCGUCUGUGGGAUUCCGAAGUCGACAUACGUGACACGCAAGCGGCAGGACGACAUUGCUCCGGGCAAGUCAAUUAUGCGCUGCAGCGUUUCUCAUGCAUUUCACUCAUGUCUUAAGCCGCCAUCAGGCUAGAGGGAUACUAUCUGCGGCGUCGUAACGAUUCCCUCAUGACAGCUUUACAGGCUCAGAAGAAAGCAUUGCGCAAGACCAUGGCGACGCGAUUGCGUUCGCUUUCUGUAUCCGAUGUCCAGCAACAAUCAGGGAUGAUAACUGACCGCGUGCUGGCUUCGCCGUACUUCGCCCGAAGCCAGUGCGUGAGCUGUUAUCUUAGCAUGCCAUCCGGGGAGGUCGAUACAUCCUCCCUCAUAUCUGCAAUCUUGCGAAGUGGGAAGACACUUUUCGUUCCUAAAAUUGACACUACCUGCGAUGGCACGAUGGACUUCCUGCAGGUGUACGGCGAAGAUGACCUCCGCGCCUUCCCGCCUGGUACCUGGGGGAUUAAGGAACCCGCCUACGAAUGGAAGGGCGCACGGCGUCGCAGCGCCACGGAUGACGGCACGGACCUCGAUCUGAUUUUCUUGCCAGGUGUCGCGUUCGAUCGAUCCAUGUCGCGACUGGGGCAUGGCAAAGGGUACUACGAUCGCUUCAUAUCAUCCUAUGCAGCUUCCAAAUCCGCAAAGGGCCAGCGGAAACCGCUGCUAGUGGCGCUGUCCUUACGAGAGCAAAUCCUUGAAGCAGGACAGGUGCCGGUAGCACCGCAUGACUGGAAGAUGGACGUAAUAGCAGGCCCGGACGGGCUCCUGGGUGAAGCCGCUGCCGAUAGUUCACAAUGAAAUGAACUCCAGUGACUUCUGAAUACCUGUCAGGGA